UUCGUUCAACUUGCGCUGUUCUUUGUGAAAAUCUACCCCGAACAACGACAGACAGAGAGAAUUGUCAUAGUUCAACUACAUCUUUGAAUAAUGGAGACGAGAGCAUCGUUUUAUCAAAAUUUGAAAACUGUCUUCGAGUGAAAAGUUUUUGUCUUCUUUUUCUUCCAUCGUCUUCUCAAAAAACUUUUCUUAAGUUACCCACCCACACUCAAAGAAUCUCUACUGCGUUUCUACUGACACUCUUUACAUUAUCUAUCGUCCACAAAAGCAAAAGCAAAAGGCAUCAAAAGAAGAAGAAGAAAAUAGUAGGAAAAUGCAAGAAAAUAGAAUAACAUCAGUAACCGCAUCAUCAUCAUCGGAAACAUCACCCACGGGGAAUGAGAAAGGAAACGAUAUUACAUCAAACACAAACACAUCGACAUCAAAUGCAAAUGAUAUCGAUCAAGCACAGUUUGAGGCAGACAAACGUGCAGUAUACAAACAUCCACUCUUCUCACUACUUGCGUUAUUGUUAGAGAAAUGUGAACAAGCAACACAAGGCUACAUUCCAUCCAACUCGUCAAAUUCAUCAUCAACAUCGAGUCCAAAUGCGUCAACAAAUAACAAUGAAAAUGAUAGUUUUUCUAGGGAUAUUCAAGCAUUUGUACAGUUAAUAGAGAAAGAGAAGCGUCCACUUCUGACUAAUAAUGCUGAACUUGAUGGUCUGAUGAUAAAAGCACUUCAAGUUCUUCGUAUUCAUUUGUUGGAACUAGAGAAGGUUCAAGAACUUUGUCGCGACUUCUGCACCAGAUACAUUGCAUGCUUACGGGGUAAGAUGCAAUCGGAGAACUUACUUCGAUCUGAUUAUGCUAUGGAGCAUAUAAGCAAUAGUAACAUGUCAAACUCUAAUAGUCCGGUUAACAGUCCAGGUGAUCAGGAAGCACUUUCGAAUCAACCGACUUUUUUUGGCAAUAGCAACAGUAACAAUGAUUUUUUAUCUAAUACGACUGAUGAUUACUCGAAUAAUAACAGCAGUAAUCAUGGUGGAUUUAUUAAUUCACGAACUUCACUUGCAACUCACUUAAAUUCUACAAAUGGAAUGGAUGGAUCUUUGAACAUGUCAAAUACGGAGAUAAACAUUCCAAUUCUAGCUGUUGGUGGUGGAGCAAAUACAACGAUUACCAGUGGUGGAAUUCCAGCAACACAUCCACAUCAAAUUCUUGGUUCGACACCACUCAGUCAAAUCGGAUGUCCACCAUUGAAUCUUGAUCAUUACUCAGCUCAAUUGUCACCGUCCUGUGGAGGUGAUUCAGAUGAUGAAAUCGAUUCAGAGCUUGAAUCAAAUGCCGAUGAUAUUGGUUCUAACUAUUCGCUGAAUUCGGGAUCGAAACGACAAAAACGUGGAAUUUUACCAAAACAUGCAACGAGCGUCAUGCGAGCUUGGCUAUUUCAACAUUUGGUGCAUCCUUACCCAACAGAAGAUGAAAAGCGAGCCAUUGCUGCACAAACCAAUCUCACCCUACUCCAAGUCAACAACUGGUUCAUCAACGCUCGAAGAAGAAUUUUAACUCCAAUGCUUGAGCAUGCUUCCGAUAGUUCAUCUAAUAAAAAAUCACCAGAACAGCAGCAAUCCGAUCAGAUUACGAUAGCGAAACGAUUUUGGACUGAACAGUUGGCAAACUCACAAAACUCGAAUCAACUUCCCAUUGAGGCAAACAUCGAGAAUAUCAGCGCUAAUAUUAAUCGAAUGGAUUCGGAGAGGCUUUUAGCGAUUGUGACACAACAUAAGUUGCAACAACAAUUCUACAGUUCUGAUGAAAGUAACGAUGAGGGUUUGCUGAUUAAUCAACAACAUUAAAACAUCCACCAAAAUAAAGGAAAACUCAAGAAGAAAGAUGAUAAACUUGUAUACUAUUUUGACUAGAAUUUAAAUGUUACUUUAAUGCAAUUUAAACAACAGUAUGCUUCCAGAAAGAACUUCAUUUCUUCUUCUUUUCAUUCAAUUUAUGUUUUAAAGAAAGAAAAUAUUUAAAUAUCCAUGAAAUUAAAUAAAGAAUCAACAAUUUUUUUGGUAUACGACACAUCGUCUCGAUAAACUGAUCCAUCGAUUGAUGGUAAACUUGUAACAAAUAUACGUAAAAAUGCUACAAUUUAAAAAUUAAAUUUAGGUUUAAGAUGUGAUUCAACAGAAAGCAAAAUUAUAGUUGAAUUAAAAAUUAUCCCAAUAAUCCUUUUUCUCCUCCACCCCCGAAGUCAACAACAUUUAAAUCCGCUACUAAAAAUAAAUAUUUUUGAAGUUUUAUGACAUGAUGAAAAAUCUCAAUUGUUCUCUUUAAUGUGCCAUAAUAAAAUUCAAUGAUUUCUAAAUGCUUUAUAAACAAUUAAAUUUAAUGACAGAAAAAUGAUGAUGAUGAAAAAAUCUGC
This is a messenger RNA of Clunio marinus, 2403 nucleotides long. The record is from the annotation of a GenBank genome assembly. Lineage: Eukaryota; Metazoa; Arthropoda; Insecta; Diptera; Chironomidae.